Messenger RNA from Phycodurus eques (leafy seadragon), 2063 nucleotides. It is a transcript of the gene sytl1, whose product is annotated as synaptotagmin-like 1. Gene Ontology annotation, molecular function: neurexin family protein binding; small GTPase binding. The transcript is spliced from 12 exons. NCBI's taxonomy places the organism in Eukaryota, Metazoa, Chordata, Actinopteri, Syngnathiformes, Syngnathidae. The coding region runs from base 196 to 1794 and encodes 532 amino acids. Gene Ontology annotation, biological process: intracellular protein transport; exocytosis. The record is from RefSeq and is a predicted model, not a curated record. Gene Ontology annotation, cellular component: plasma membrane; exocytic vesicle.
AGCGGGCCGGAACAGUUUCUAGUGGACAGGAAGACGGGGAAAAAGUUCCAGCUGAAAAGCAGAAAGAGUUUGAUAGAAGACUUUGAAAAAGUGCUAGCCGAUCAGAAAAGGAAGAGUUGCUAGCGGACAGGAAGACGCUAAGAUGGAAGACACUAGCUUGGUGAAAGAGUUGGAAGUGUUACUAGCAGAAAGUGCAUGGAGGCGGACGCGGAGGCCGAGGGUGUCGUGGGCUCUCUGGACCUGAGCCACCUGACGGAGGAGGAGCAGGACACCAUCUUGCAGGUGCUGCUGCGAGACAUGGACCUGCGACGCCAAGACGAAGGACGCGUAAGGAUGCUGGCGCAGAGCAGAGCCGACCCGACGCAGCUGCACUCGCAGUCCGGGGCGUGGUUCCGCGAGGCGUCCGGCAGGCGGCACCGCGGCCGUAUGUCGGGCUCGGACCUGGUGUGCGCCACCAUACGCCGCCGCGCGCCAAAGGCCAACGCAACAGAGACGCGGAGGGUCGGACCGCUCAACGGCGAGGAGGCGGACCGGACGAGCAGCCCGUCCCCGGGGGUGGCCGAGACGCGACUGAGGGAGUCGGCGGAGGACAGCCCGGAGAGUCCAUCCAGUUUUGGCUCUGCGCCCAGUCGGAAAAGAACGGCAAAGAAGGAAGUGUAUAAGCAUUACAGGAGGGAGUCUGUGUCUCUGUGCAGCAUCCUGAGCGAGACUGAGCCUUUGUCUUUGCAAAAAAACAACUUUCACUCUAGCUAUACGCUGAGCGGCGGCAUGAUGAGUCUGUUCAGCUCGGGGGUGUUCGGCGUGGCGGAGGUGCGCGGCCGCGUGCAGUUCUCGCUGGCCUACGCCGGCCACAAGGAGGAGCUGCGCGUCAAGGUGCACCGCUGCGAGGACAUCUCGGCGGUGGCCGACGAGAACCGCUCCGACCCAUACGUCAAAUGUUAUCUGCUGCCCGACAUGUCGAGUCGCAGCAAGAGGAAGACGGCAGUGAAGAGGCGGACGCAGAAUCCCGUCUACGAGCAGACGCUCAAAUACAAAGUGCGCAGAAAUGAGCUGAAAAGUCGCACCCUGAACCUGUCCGUGUGGCACGCCGAGCCCCUGGCCCGGAACGUCUUCCUGGGUGAGGUGGAGGUGGCGCUGGGCCUCUGGGACUGGACCUGCACGCAGCCGCUCUGGCGGGACCUGCAGCCACGGUUCUGCUUGAUGCUCGACUGCGUCAGCAGCCGCGGCACCCUUUUGUUCUCCAUCAAGUUCAUCCCGGAGGGAUUUGAGAGUUGUUCGCCACUCACGGGGGAACUUCACAUUUGGCUUCAGGAGGCUCAGGGGCUGCUGUCUAAAAAAGGGGGCGCCGUCGACUCGUUUGUCAGAAGUUGCAUCCUGCCGGACGCCGGCUGCCAAAGCGGCCAGAAGACUCAGGUGGUGAAGCGCUCCGUCAGCCCGUCGUACAACCACACCAUGGUGUACGACGGCUUCCGGAGCAGCGACCUGCAGGAGGCCUGCGCCGAGCUGAGCGUGUGGCAGCGCGAGGGCUUCAAGAUGGACAUGAUCGGCGGGAUUCGCCUCAGCUGCGGGACCGGUGAGAGACCCUUUCGGCGGGCGCCGCACGGCGGGAGCGAAAACGUGGAAAUCAACGCAGCGUCUCGGCGUGCAGGUCGGAGUUACGGGGAGGCGGUCAAGUGGAUGGACUCCACGGAAGAAGAAGUUUCCUUGUGGACCUCCGUGAUCAAGAACCCAAACCACUGGAUCGAAGCCACGCUGCCCAUCAGGACCAACCUGACGCGCCGCUCCUCCGAUUGACGACGUGCGUGCGUGUGGGCACGCGGACUGAAAACAUUUGCUACAUGGCGCUUUUUAAAUCAUUUCUCUCAAAGUAGAUCUUGUACAGUAAAUGAACAGAGCAGAUCAACGCUUGUGUGUUCUCGUUUUGUUGUUCUCAUAUUACAGCUGUGACCAUGUGAUCUCCUUCUGUCAUAACGAAAUAUGAAACCUGUUUUUCCUGCCUACGCAAAGGUCAAUCAAUGUUUAAAACGCAAAAUCAUAUUCAAAUAGAUUUUUAGUAAUUCAAA